Molecule: messenger RNA, 1338 nt
Organism: Helianthus annuus (common sunflower)
Lineage: Eukaryota; Viridiplantae; Streptophyta; Magnoliopsida; Asterales; Asteraceae
Product: transcription initiation factor IIB-2
Exons: 7
Coding region: 137-1072 (311 amino acids)
Biological process (GO): DNA-templated transcription initiation; transcription preinitiation complex assembly
Cellular component (GO): nucleus; transcription preinitiation complex
Molecular function (GO): TBP-class protein binding
Source: RefSeq, a predicted model, not a curated record
UCCUUCCUUUUCCAGUUCUCUCGGUUAUUAACUACUUCAUCAUUCAUCUUCGGCGGCUCCCGUUCUCCUCCCCAAUUUAACCCCACCCUCCAAACGCCAAAUCCAAUUUCAAACCCUAACCCUAACCCUAACCAACAUGGACGCCUACUGCUCCGACUGCCGGAAAAGCACCGAGGUGGUCUUCGAUCACUCCGCCGGAGACACAGUCUGCUCGGAGUGCGGCCUCGUUCUCGAAUCGCAUUCAAUCGAUGAGACCUCCGAGUGGCGUACGUUCGCCAACGAGUCAGGGGAUAACGAUCCGGUCCGUGUUGGUGGUCCCACCAAUGUUUUGCUCAAUGAUGGUGGAUUAUCCACGGUUAUUUCCAAACCGAACGGUGUUACCAGUGAUUUUUUGUCUAGUUCGUUAGGACGCUGGCAGAAUCGCGGCUCCAAUCCGGAUCGGUCGUUGAUUAUGGCGUUUAAAACCAUUGCUACCAUGUCGGAUAGGUUGGGUCUUGUUGCAACUAUUAAGGAUCGUGCUAAUGAGAUAUUUAAGAAAGUCGAAGAUCAAAAAUCAAGUAGAGGGAGAAAUCAGGAUGCCAUACUGGCCGCUUGCCUCUACAUUGCUUGUCGUCAAGAAGACAAACCAAGAACCGUAAAGGAAAUCUGUUCGGUUGCCAAUGGAGCAACAAAGAAGGAAAUCGGGCGGGCAAAAGAAUACAUUGUCAAACAACUAGAGCUUGAAAUGGGCCAGUCAGUAGAGAUGGGUACUAUCCAUGCUGGUGAUUUUAUGAGGCGUUUUUGUUCCAAUCUUGGUAUGACUAAUCAGACGGUUAAAGCUGCUCAAGAAUCUGUUCAAAAGUCGGAAGAGUUUGAUAUAAGGAGAAGUCCAAUCUCUAUUGCUGCAGCUGUUAUUUACAUAGUAACUCAACUUUCUGAUGAUAAGAAACCCCUCAAAGAUGUGGCACUUGCAACUGGAGUUGCAGAAGGUACGAUCAGAAACUCGUACAAGGAUCUUUAUCCUCAUUUGGGGAAAAUAAUUCCGAGUUGGUAUGCUCAAGAAGAGGAUCUCAAGAACCUAUGCAGCCCUUGAACAUGUAUGCAAAAUAAAAGUAAAAAACAAGAAGACAAAAAAAAAAAGAAACUGUUUGUUUUUCAAAACUCGGGUUUAUGGCCUGUUUACGAGCUUUUUUUUUUGUUUCUCAUUGUUGCGACGGUUAUACAAGACAACAAAACAUGCCCAUUUUUCUUUUUCACAAAUGUAGUUCAUUGUUUUGGAUAUUUAAAAAAAAAUGUGUAAGUUGUACAUGUUAUUUGUUUUAUGAAAGAACAUACUUGUUCAGUAUGUAAUUUUGUUUA